AUGACAAACCACUACGAGACGAAGGAGCCGUACGCCGAAGUCCACCAGCCGCCCCAGCCACCCGGCGACCAGGCCAGCUUCAUGUAUCCCGGCCAGGUACAGCUCGGGGCGCUGAGCCUCGAGGAGCCGUCGAUUAGCCCCGAAGCCGAGCAGCAGGAUAUGGGCGGCCAAGAUGUGAAACUGUUCGCCGCGGCGGGCAACGACCUGUCCCACGAUGUGCAGCCGCCGGAGAUUGUGGAUGACGCGAUAUUCGGCUCGUUGAAGGGCGGCAUGCAUCCUUUUGGAUACCCCUCCUACACGGCCGCCGCCUACAAUCACAAAAUGAUGGACCCAUAUAACACCACCCAUCCACUUCACAUCUGGCAUUGGCCCACCGAUGUCUCGUCGAUCUCGCCACAAAUGUUCGCCCAGCAGGAUAUGUUCGGCGCCCAGCAGACGACGCCCGGCUUGAUGCCCACCUAUCCGGGCUACACGUCCGCCGACUACUGCCAAUACGGAAAUAUGUUGACGCGGAUGCCGACGUACCCGGCAACGGCCACCCCAUCAACCCCUUCAUCAACCGAUGCAUCGAACGCCUCCACUGGCUCCCUAUCCACCUCCACCCCCUCCGCUGCUGACGGCCUCGGCGCCGCGACGUCAGCUUCUCGACAGAAGAAUCGGAACGUUGCAAACACCGACGGCCGUGAAUGUGCCAACUGCGCCGCCAAGCAAACGCCGCUGUGGCGACGAGACAGUACGGGACAUUACCUCUGCAACGCGUGCGGCCUCUACCAGAAGAUGAACAACACCGCCCGCCCCUUGCAAAAGCCCAAGAAACGACAGAACGCCCAAAAACGAACGGGAACACACUGCCGCAACUGCCACACGGAGACGACCACCCUCUGGCGACGCAACGGCAACGGGGACCCCGUGUGCAACGCCUGUGGCCUCUACUACAAACUGCACGGCGUCGCCCGGCCGAUCACCAUGAAGAAGGACGGCAUCCAGACGAGGAAUCGGAAGAUGACCAGCAAGGGCAAGAAGCGCGGCGACGAGAACGCCUGGAAGUCGUUUGAGCAGGUCGCCCGGUACCCAAUGUUCUCCGCCGGGCUGAUGAACCAGAGCUACCAGCCGACACUCUUCUACCCCCAGCAACCACAA
This is a messenger RNA of Mesorhabditis spiculigera, 1140 nucleotides long. The record is from the annotation of a GenBank genome assembly. Lineage: Eukaryota; Metazoa; Nematoda; Chromadorea; Rhabditida; Rhabditidae.